Messenger RNA from Periconia digitata, 3699 nucleotides. Lineage: Eukaryota; Fungi; Ascomycota; Dothideomycetes; Pleosporales; Periconiaceae. The record is from the annotation of a GenBank genome assembly.
CAUCUUUUACUAUUACUCUAUACCUACGUACACCACCGACGCGACGCGCACACACAGUCUGGCUGUCAACAGCCUGCCUUGGGUGCAAUGCAGUCCUCACCGCCACAGAGUAUGGACGGGAAAGCGCGUGCUAUUCGCGAGCUUUCCGCCUCCCGAAACCUCAGCGCGCGUUCCAUUUCAUCAGUCGAAAACCCAAGCACCGAGUCGAACCCCACAAAAAACUUGAGUGGAGGCAGUUGGUUCAACGAUGAUGUGCUUGCGUCAACACAAUUCAACGAUUUCGGAGAAACAGACACGAAUGCAAACCUCCCUGUGUAUUCCAAGAUUCGCUCCACAGCAAAAAAGAACACUAGCUGGCAACCCGUGCAUUCGGAACCUCUCAACCCAGACACCUCGAUGGUGAAUAAGGAAUUCGGCGAUUUCGAUGGCCAGAGCAUCUCGGACGAUGAAGAUGUAUCGGUCGAGGCGGCUCGCGGGAAUCAACGUAGCAACCGGAACACACCUACCAAAGAUAGCCUCUACCACAUGACUCCAUUGAGCAGCCGCUCGCGCAGAUCGUUAGGCCCAGAAACAGGGAGUUUGAGGCGCGACGCACAACUUCGACGCGCUUCAAAAGGUCAUUUGGAUAUGACCGCCUCGCCGCGCCCAGCAAGUACUCGUCAUUCGCCAGCUGUGUCUGGGAAAGAGCGCCGACACGCGUCCCUCGCCCAAGUACACGCGAAGCUGUCCGAGGAAGAGUCCUCAUUGUUCGACGUACGUCCUGACGCAACGAUCUCGCACAGCAAGAGCUCACGAUGGGGCAAUGCUCGUAACCGCAAUAAUGCUCCGCAGGUGGAUGGUAUGGUCGACAAUUCCUCAAGCGCGAUGCGGACCCCCAGGUCACGCCCAGGAACUGCCACCCACAACCCGACAGCGCAGUCUUUUGUGCUACCAGAUCUUCCUAACCUGACUGAGCUUGUAUCUGGAGUUUUCGCUGACGGCACUCCUGUGUUUUCCAAAGACGCGGCUGCACGAACGCGUUUCGCGAAUAACAACAACGACAAUGGGCGCCCAUCUAAUUUUAAUAAGAUCAAUGGUGUUGCUUUGCCCUCAGAGGAGAAGGCUAUAUUUUCGGCGCUGCAAUUGUUGCAAGACAAGGUAGCCGAGAUGGAGCACGAGCGCGCCGAGACGGACCUAAAAAUGGAGGAGCGGGCGCAAGAAAUCGAUCGUUUGAGGGCUAUGGUCGAAGCGCAAGAAGCUAGAAGGCAAACUGAUAGCGCGUUGGGCUCCACUGAUGGCGAAAGCUCGGGCAGGAGCUCGUGGAAAAUUGAAAAGAGCCGACUUGAGGCCACUGUGACAACACUACGCACGAAGCUUGACCGCACCGAACGCAAGAUCUCUGUCGUCGAGAUCGAGAAAAAGCGUCUUAGCGCCGAACGCGACAAUAUGGCAAGUCAACUUGGUGUUGCUUUCCAGACCUGCGAGGAGCUUAAGGCCGAGAAGGGGGUAUUGGACUCCGAAAACGAACAGCUUCGGGAGGAAAACGAUUCUCUUCGCGUAGAGAUCGACGCUCUCCAUGAGCAAAUGGAUGAAGAGAUGGCACAAUACCGCGAGGAAACAGUUCAGCUACGCCGGCAAGCAGACCAAACCGAAAAUGCAACUCAGCAACAAAAUGCUACUCUACAAGCCGAAUUGAGCCGUGUGCGAUCUCAGCACGAUCAACUACGUCGCCAAGCCGAUCAGACUGACAACGCUACCCGACGACAGAACCUCAAUCUUCAAGCAGAACUAGCUCGAGUGCGUGCAGACCAUGACGAAAAUACCCAACAGCUCAAUCGAAAGGACAUGGAAUUGCAGAAGGCUCGUCAAGAGCAAGCGGAACACGCAAGGCUGAAAGCAGAUCAUGACGCGCUCAAAGCACAGUUGAAAAACCUCAAAGCUAAGCGCGAGAAUGAUCUUCGUCAAUGGGCAGAAAACGAGGCAGCUAUGAAAGCUAGGGUCGAGCGACGAGAUGAAACUAUCCGUCAUUUCCGAGACAUGACACAGGAGCAUACGAGUGAAGCUAUACGACAUGACAACGACCAACUUCGACAAGAGCUUGCCGAGCUGACUGCGCAGCACGAAAAGGAUCUGCAACGUUGGCUACAGAAGGAGAAAACGUUGAGCCGACAAGUGAACAAUGCCAAAGAGGUUUCUGACAUGACCCGCGAGAUCCUCAGCAUUCGUCAACCGAGCAACCAACAAACGAAUGCUCACGUUGCAGCCACUGCCAAAGAGAAGAAUGCUAGUAGACGACGAGAAGAAGAUUCGCAUGCUCGUGUAUGGAGCGGCACCCAAGAAGAAUCACGCAUCCGCAGGGUUAAUGUCCCUUCCCAGAGCAGCCGAUCCAACAAAAUUCCGAGAAAAUCCUACACGGACAAUUCGCGAGUUUCCUUGCCUACUGGCUAUACCCGCAGCGUGUCGUCUCCUGUUCCUCGGCAGACUGCAGAGGUUGAAAGCGAAGUGGAAUCUACUACGGAUAUCUCUCUUGCACCGCGCCAUAGAGAUUUGUCUUACUCCAUGAGCGGUGCUGCUUCCGGAAAGCCUGCCGCAAAUGUCCAAGCCCCCCCUGAUCUGGAUUUUACGCAGUUGAGCUGGAUCGACAGCUCCGACAUAGCUCGUCUCCGGCGACAAUUGGAGGAAGAACGUCUUGCUGCCCGGGGACGUGCCGUGUCUGUUCCUCUCGAGCGAAAUACAGUUCGAUCCGAACGCGAAGCAUUCGAUAACACACAGCGAUCUGGACGACAGCCCCGUGAAGAUACCAUUCGCUCUAUCCUGUCUGAGAAGAGUGUUCGCCAAUCGUCUGUACCACGGAAAUCAUCUAUGAAGGACACAACCAACACCAAGACAAAUGGCACACAAUUCGAGGAAGAACUCACAGGCAACAUAUCAAACAUUGAUAACACUGAUGCCGAUGUAUCGAAUGCGAGGGAUGCGCUCAUUGAUGCAUCUAUGUCGAGCAAUACUGGUCGUCGCCGCCGGAGCGCUCCUACCGAGAUGACGUCCGCAUUCAUUGUCCCGGACUUGAAGAUUGACUCCCGCAAGCAGGUUCCUCUCAAGAUAGAUCUGUCUCAGAAAAUUCAUAGCAAGAGCCACGACAACGACAACUGCACUGUAUGCCGCCAAAACGCGCCCGACGAUUCGGCAGAACCCCUACGUGUUCCGAAGCUUACGCCGGUCUCGUCACGUAUGCCUGAUGAUGUCGACGCAACCCUUCGACCUGCUCGAUCACCCGCAGAGGCCCUCGCUCUAGUCGUUAAAGGAUUGUGCGAUGAGCGCGCUCAUCUUCACAUUGAUCUUGCAGUCAUGCGCGCGAUGCUCGAAGCCCACGAUCCAAGCCUAGGUCGCAGGAAACGUGUCAGCAUAGAGCAAAAUAUCGCCGAGCUGCUCGUCAAAAUCAAAGCCAAAGACGAACAUAUUUACAACCUCCACGACGUGCUCGAGGGACAAAAGGAGGAAGACAUAACUGAGCAGUUUGUCGAAGACGUCACAGAACGUGUGCGAAAAGAGGCCGAAGAGCAGCAGGCAGGAAACAACGAUAAGAAGAAGGGAAAGAAAGUUACGAUCCAGAGCUUCCACGAAGAUGAGGAGAGCGCGGAUGAUGACUUGCCCUGGGAGGGAUUCGAAGAUACUGGUGACAGGGAAUUCACAGCUGACCUUGGCAGGGUCGGUGUCUUUUAG